AUGAAACGCAAGCCGCUGGAAGUUGAGCCUUUAAAUACAAUGGAGACAGCAGUGAACUCCAUAGUAGACUCUUCUGAGUACGUCAAUGGAUCGUACUCGUCUUUUGACGAAACAAGAGCUACCAAUUACAGCGGGAUGCAGAGCAGCCCAGAGCUGGACAAUACAGACGAGUAUCCUCAUUUGAGACGCAAAGACAGUAAAAAGAGACACAGCCGCAUGUCGAACUAUCUUAAAAGCAAGGAGCCAGUUAACAAAAUGGAAAUUUCAAACACAGGGGAAAAGGAACCUCUCCCGAUACAACAGCUAUUCCAACAGGAAUUUGAGGACAUAGACAAUCAAGAAAACACAUUUUUAGUGAACAAGGACGGCUUUUCAGAGAAAUCGCAAAAAAAGGGACUCAGGAGGUCCCUUUCCAAGCUGUUUAGUAAAAAGGAUAAAGUGAAGACGGAAGGAAACAAAUUUGUACGAGACUUUUCAGACAAAAGCAAGCCUGACCCGGUUCCUAAUUUUAACUUCCGGUCACUGAGGCUCAAUGAUACACUGCACAGUAUGAACAAGAGACCAGAAUCGCCUAAUCUUGCAAAUGUGGCUGUCUUCCCUGCGGUCUCCAAAAUUAUGUGCUCGUUUGGGGUGGAAUCGGAAACAAGCACCCAAUUCGAAGUGUUUGAGCUCCAGAAGGCAACAAAGAUGCACCUGAAUUCUGUGUGGAAUGUGUGGGGAGAGUUUGUUUCCACAAGCAACGAGGAUGCCAAGCUCCGCAAUAGGGUCAUAGACAAGGUGUGGAAAGCAAAACAGCUCAACAAGCUGGCCAACAGGUGCAGCGAGCUGUUUCUAAGCGCUCCGCAGUGCGGAACAUCUGAAGAGAACCGUAUUCAUAUUUUCAAGUUCGGCCUAUCUCCACGCUACAGAAAAGAGCCACUACUCUACAACAGCGGGCGUGUCGUGAUCCGUAUCCCCUCAGAAAAAGUCGAAAAAGUGUGGAGGUCAAUCCUGGAUAUUGUUCUGAAAGAGCAACUUCUUUGGAGCAAGCUAGACAACAACGUCGUGGGAAUUACUUGGAAGAGGGCCCCUAGCAGACACGAAUACAGCCUUAUUUUGUGGCUCACAAAGGAAGGCUACGACCACGAUAGCGUUUCUGCGCUUAUGAAUGAGGUGAUGCUCCUUUCACCAGAUGAGUUGAAGCCGCUAUUCACAUACUCAAAAUACUAUGUCAAUGCGGACCACACCUACCACGCGAUAGAUCUGAACGAAAAAAAUUAG
Messenger RNA from Ogataea parapolymorpha DL-1, 1260 nucleotides. RefSeq lists its product as uncharacterized. The transcript has a single exon. The record is from RefSeq and is a predicted model, not a curated record. Bases 1 to 1260 code for a protein of 419 amino acids. Lineage: Eukaryota; Fungi; Ascomycota; Pichiomycetes; Pichiales; Pichiaceae.